CGCCAUGACGUCACGUGCGUGUUGAAGAAAUUCAAGGUUCAGGGAACGGAAGAGGGUUUCGGCGAAGGAAAGGAGAAGUUGAGAUAAUAAUUACAAAACACAGAAGAAACAAAAAAAAAAAGAAAAGAGGCUGCCUAUAAACUACUUUCCUUCCAACCACCACAUUCCUCUUGCUGGCUUAACUACUCGUGACACCGACGUAAGAGUUUAAUAAAAAUGGCAGUGAAUGUAUAUUCAACCUCCGUGACAAGUGAUAAUUUAAGUCGACAUGAUAUGCUGGCCUGGAUCAAUGAAUCCUUACAAAUGAACCUUACAAAGAUUGAAUUGCUUUGCUCAGGUGCUGUAUAUUGCCAGUUCAUGGACAUGCUCUUUCCAGGCUGUGUGCCAUUGAAAAAAGUUAAAUUUCAAGCAAAGUUAGAACAUGAAUUUAUUCACAAUUUCAAAAUUUUGCAAGCAGGCUUCAAGAAAAUGGGUGUUGAUAAAAUUAUUCCAGUGGACAAAUUAGUUAAAGGCAAAUUUCAGGAUAAUUUUGAAUUUGUUCAGUGGUUUAAGAAAUUUUUUGAUGCUAACUAUGAUGGAAAGGACUAUGAUCCAGUUGCUGCUAGACAGGGUCAAGAAACCGCUCCUGCAUCAAACCUUGCUGCUCCUGUGCUCAACAAGCCCAAGAAAAUACCAAGUACAGGUAGUGCUGAUUAUAACCAGUCUUCAGAGUUGCAGACCAGUAAGAAACCAGCUGCAACAAUUGCUCCUCAAAGAGCCACAGCAGUAACAAAGACAGCACCUGCCCCCAGACCUGGUACAGGACCAGCUAGGAGAGCACCAGGUACAACAGGAAAUGGAGAUGAAGAAAAGGCAGAGCUUAUUCAGGAGAUAAACCUACUAAAAAUUACUAUUGAAGACAUGGAGAAAGAGCGUGAUUUCUACUUCGGCAAACUGAGAAAUAUCGAACUUAUCUGUCAGGAGAAGGAAGGUGACAAUGAUCCAACAUUGCAGAGAAUUGUUGAGAUUUUGUAUGCCACUGAUGAAGGUUUUGUGAUUCCCGAUGGAGACUCUCCGCAGGAGCAAGAGGAAUACUAAGUUUCUUUCCCAAUGUGUUAACUGCCUGUACUCCCCACCAAAUCAUGUUAUGCGUUUGGUUCUGUACAAACUUUAUAUGAAAAUGUUGUGUAAGUGGGAAAAAUCCAGUUGAGUACCUCUUUUUGUAAUGCUUGCACUUUGCAAAAUAUUUGGACCUUGAUGUGAAUAAAUAUUAGUUUGUCCACAGAGAA
This is a messenger RNA of Polypterus senegalus (gray bichir), 1268 nucleotides long. RefSeq names its product microtubule-associated protein, RP/EB family, member 1b (gene mapre1b). NCBI's taxonomy places the organism in Eukaryota, Metazoa, Chordata, Cladistia, Polypteriformes, Polypteridae. Bases 217 to 1077 code for a protein of 286 amino acids. Gene Ontology annotation, biological process: spindle assembly; regulation of microtubule polymerization or depolymerization; protein localization to microtubule plus-end. Gene Ontology annotation, molecular function: microtubule plus-end binding. The record is from RefSeq and is a predicted model, not a curated record. The transcript is spliced from 8 exons. Gene Ontology annotation, cellular component: microtubule organizing center; cytoplasmic microtubule; microtubule plus-end.